Humulus lupulus (European hop) is the source of this 806-nucleotide messenger RNA. Its product is annotated as ATPase 5, plasma membrane-type-like. The transcript has 5 exons. Gene Ontology annotation, biological process: proton transmembrane transport; regulation of intracellular pH. Gene Ontology annotation, cellular component: plasma membrane. The record is from RefSeq and is a predicted model, not a curated record. The coding region runs from base 1 to 582 and encodes 193 amino acids. NCBI's taxonomy places the organism in Eukaryota, Viridiplantae, Streptophyta, Magnoliopsida, Rosales, Cannabaceae. Gene Ontology annotation, molecular function: P-type proton-exporting transporter activity.
AUGGCGUCGUCAUUGUCUACGGUAGCGACGGAGACGGCAAUGCUGGCAGCAAGAACGAGAAAGAACCGGGAAGCUGAAGCUCUCGGACUUAAUGAGAAUCAUCAGAAAGCAACUUUCAUUGCUGUCUAUGCCAAUAUGGGGUUUGCACCAAUAUGGGGCGUGUGGCUGGGCUGGGCUGGAGUAAUCUGGCUAUAUAGUAUAGUAACAUAUGUCCCUCUUGAUCUUCUCAAAUUUGGUAUUCGCUAUGUUCUUAGUGGAAAAGCUUGGGACAAUCUCUUGGAGAACAAGGUAACUUUUUAUAAAGACUAUGAAAAAGAAGAGAGAGAAGCACAAUGGGCAGCAGCACAAAGAACACUCCAUGGUCCUCGACCACUGGAAUCCAACAAAAUUUUCCUUAGAAAAAGUAGUUUCAGGGAGCUCUCAGAGACUGCAGAACAAGCCGGGCACCGAGUUAAGGUUGCCAGGCUUAGAGAUUUGCAUACACUCAAGGGUCAUGUUGAGUCAGUGGUGAAGCUGAAAGGUCUUGACAUAGAUAUCAUUCAACAACAUUACAACAAUGAUGAUGAUGAUGAUGAUAUGUAAUAAACAAACAUGAAAAUUCACAAAUCAACCAUUGAUUAAGCCACUAAAUAAUGCACUAAAUCAUUCUGUUAUAACUUCUUUGACAAUUUUAUUUUACCUUUUCAGAAUUGUGUUCUGUGUUAGAAAUUAAAUAUCUUUCUGUAGAAGAUAUUGUGAAGUUGAGGGUUGAGAGUGAAGAUGGAGAGCUUUUGAGUUAUAUAACCUUAAGAUUAACCGGUUUUAAC